Molecule: messenger RNA, 2861 nt
Organism: Linum trigynum
Lineage: Eukaryota; Viridiplantae; Streptophyta; Magnoliopsida; Malpighiales; Linaceae
Source: the annotation of a GenBank genome assembly
UACAGCCAGGAAGGCCCAAAUUCACGGGCCACAUUGCGCAUCUUUACCCGCAACCCUCUGAAGGAGUUAUAUAUAUAACCCUAAUCGACCAGACCUUUAAAACCCUAGUUGAGCAGAAGAAGCCAGAGCUCCGCUCACAUAUAUUUUCCUCUCCUUUGGACUUCCGCCGGAAAUAGCGACGCCACUUCCUCUUCCUGCCGUCGUCCACCAUGGCCCCCAAAAGAGGUGCUAAACCCUCAGCAGUUGCCAAGAAGAAAUCUGACAAGGUUGUGAAUCCUUUGUUCGAGAAAAGGCCGAAGCAAUUUGGAAUUGGUGGUGCUCUCCCUCCAAAGAGGGAUUUGACUAGAUUUGUCAAGUGGCCUCAUGUUGUUCGCAUUCAAAGGCAAAGGAGGAUCUUGAGGCAACGUUUGAAGGUUCCUCCUGCUGUCAACCAGUUUACGAAAGCACUAGACAAGAAUCUAGCGACCCAGCUGUUCAAGCUUUUGCUCAAGUAUCGGCCAGAGGACAAAGCUGCGAAGAAAGAGAGGCUCAUCAGCAAAGCACAAGCUGAAGCUGAAGGAAAGACCGUGGAGUCUAAGAAACCCAUUGUUGUUAAGUACGGACUUAACCAUGUGACUUACCUUAUCGAGCAGAACAAAGCCCAACUGGUUGUUAUUGCUCAUGAUGUCGAUCCAAUCGAGCUUGUUGUCUGGUUGCCUGCACUGUGCCGUAAGAUGGAGGUCCCAUAUGCUAUUGUGAAGGGCAAGUCUAGGCUUGGAGCGAUUGUCCACCAGAAGACAGCUGCCGCUUUGUGCCUUACAUCUGUGAAGAACGAGGACAAAAUGGAGUUCAGCAAGAUUUUGGAGGCAGUGAAGGCUAACUUCAACGACAAGUUCGAUGAGCACAGGAAGAAGUGGGGUGGUGGGAUCAUGGGAUCCAAGUCUCAGGCCAAGACCAAAGCCAAGGAGAGACUCUUGGCCAAGGAAGCUGCUCAGAGGAUGUCUUAACUUUAGCUUUGAUGUAGCAAGGAUAUUUGUCAAUUUUGAGGAUGGUUUUGUUCUUCCCUUUGAACUUUGCUUAGUGUGCGACUAAAUCUGUUUCUUUUCCCUCCUUUCGUUGAGAAUCAUAAUAUUCAGUACUGUCAGUUGAUGGUGGGAUUAUGAAUGAAGCUACUUUUGCUAAGAGAUGUCUGAUCUGUGAUCCUAUGGUCUAUUAGUAUUGUUCAGUGUCGAAAAUGUUGAUUAACUUUGGCACUCAUCUUUGGCCGACGCCUGACCGGCCGUCGUGCUUCAUUACCUGGAAUAAUCAACAUGGGCCUUCAAUGUUAAUUGGGCUGCUGAGUUCAGCCCAAACCUUUUCCAACUUUGAGCGCGCGUUCAGUACUAACAACCGACUAUCCUGAAUACGGCAAACUUUUUGGAACUCAUGGGUACGGACAUGAGUACGGACACAAAAUAUAUGGACAGUCUUGCACAAACACAAAUAAUUUGUGAGGAGCAUGGGAUCUAAACUUAAUAGGCAAGAAUACAACACAGUCUGGGCUAUUCCUGGCCAAAUAUUUUUGAGAUCGUACUGAGUAUAAAUAUGGCCUGACGAGAAAAUACUUUUUGAUGGAAAACAAAUAUAAAAAGAAUUAUAAGUUCAAAUAUACUUCAAAUUUUAUUUAUUUUCUCUUGUUUGUUACUUUUCUCGAACAUUCUCAAUUAAUACUUUCAUUCUCCGUCCAGUUUUAUAUGUUUCCCCUUUUCAUUAAGCACGAAUAUGAGCAUAACACGAGCACGGGUAGGCAUGACACGAUUCAACCGUUGCUCGAACUCGAGCCGGGCCGAGCAAAUAUGAGACGUGAGCUGGUAUGGCAUGACACGAAAACUAACGGACCGUGCCAAGCACAAUACGAGAUAAAACGGGCCUGAAGUGUGCCUGCGCCAUGCCGGCCCAGGCACGACCCAGUUCCGUAGGAUAUAAGUUUUUUUACUUCCAUCUCUGUGUUUUCGGAUACUUGUGGAUAAUCCAUGUUUCGAAAAUUCAAACUAUAAUCAACUAAAAAAAAUGUAAGUAAGUUGAAGACAAGUAUUAUUUAGAGCUACAACUUUGAACAACCAUUAUCAAUAAUAUAUUGACCACAAAUAGUAUGAGAAACAUAAAGUAGAUGGGGGAAGUUAUAAUAUAUCUAAAAAUCAUAUUGUUUCGUUUGCUCCAGAGUCUCGAACACACUGCAUGUGACAAGACUUUAAUACAAUCUUUGAACUUAGGAUCACACCUCAAACCUCUCCAAACAUGGAGAGAAAGCUGUAUCUGAGCGGGGAAAGAACCGUGAAACUCUAAAGCCUUCGUGAAGGAUUCCCAAGUUCUCAUUGAUAAAUGGCAUAUAACAUGAGAUGUGAAAUUGACCCCUCGUAGCUUUUAUACAAAGAACACCAAUUUUUAAUGAUCAUUCAUCUUCUUCUCAAGUUGUCUAUGGUGGAAAUUCUUGAUAAUGAGGUCAUCCAGAUAAAGUAUCAAAUCAUCAAAGAGGUACAAGAAAUCCAUACGAGCUUGUAGGGGAAGGAAUUGUCACCUUCAAAAGAAUCAUCAAUGAGAUGUGUUGUGAUGGAAUGCACAGAGAAAACAAUGGAUAGCUCCAAAGGCCAAACCAAACGAGCUUGGCUGACACAAGUCCAAUUAUGUGGAAGUGAAGACAACAAAUGCAUCAAAUAAACUUGUUCUGCUUCAUCCCCACAUCUCAUGGAAAUUGUAAUGGGGGAUCUCCUACCUGUCAUCCAAAGAAACCAAGUCUGAAACAAAAACAUCCAAGGAAUGGGAAUGAGACCCAACUCUUGGGAACUCUCUCACCAAGUUUUCCUCAGGAAUCCACAUAUCAUGCAUAAAGGACACUUCAUAUC